GAGAAUGGGGGGAGCAAGAAGGAAAAAGCCAGUGAAACCUUGCCCGGAUCUAAAGUUGACCAUCGCAUAGAUCCUUGUUUGCUUUUUUCCACAUGAGAACUUGCGUCUAAAAAGUUGAUGACAGAGGUGGCCUCCCAGUGACCGCGUCACAUGGCAGAGGGAGGGUACCUCUGCAGGCACCACGUCACGACUGAUCUCGAGCCACCGCGCUGCCAAAAUGCAAAUAAACAAUUAUUUAGAAUAUCUGAUAACUAAGUAUUUUUUACCUGUGGAUUUUUGUGUUAUAUGAAAGCAACCUAGAAGAUCUGGAACGAAGCCCUUUGGACUUCUAAAGCCAGAAACAACUUCAAAAAGCCAGGCAUUUUUGACAGCUGUCAUCGCAGUUCGUUUCAUUAUCAGGAUACAACUGUUGAUAAGACUGAGGCGGAUGUUGCUCUCUCGUCUGCCAGGGCAGUAGGGGGUCAGAGGGAGUGUCAUGUUGAAGCUGCUCUUCCACAUAGUGGUGGUGUUGACCUGUCUUCACCCUUCACCUCACCUCCCUCCCCACAUAAGCUAACUCCAGCUGCUCUCAGUCUCCACCCUCUUCUACCAAUUGGCCAGGAGAAAGGUAAAUAAAAGGUCCUCAAUCCUCGUGGAAAAUGUCCUAUGCAUAUCAGAACCUGUUCAGCUGGAGUCGACCUCGAUUGACACAGACACAUCUCCUCUUCCUAUCACUGAGCUUCUUGUGCCGCUUAGUUGCUCCCGCAGGUGUAUCUGCUGAGAUCUGCAGGGUGACGGGGGGAGUGUUGGGGAUCCACUGGAGCAGCGUAGUCGAUUUAGGCUGGCGCCCCCUGGCCGUGGGGAGGGGCAGCGCCAGCUGCUGGGACUCCUGCUGUCUUGAGCCAGCCUGCAGCGCUGUCUGGAGCCUGGGGGGGCACUGUGUGCUGCUGAACUGCUCCAACAGAGGAGUCUGUGAAGUCACAUCUCUCCCCCAGCCCCACACUGAGUCCCUGGGGCUCCUACAGCUAUUUUCAAAGGGCACCACCACAGCUCGGAGGAGAAGGCUCAGGCGGGCACAAACAGGAAAGGGAAGUGAGGCCGUAAGCCAGAAACAUGGGUCGGACCACAAACGUUCUAGCACUGGAGUUUCCAAGGAUGAAGAGCUUCCGGCUCCAACAGUCGGCGGCACCAGCGGAGUAGCUUUCCCUCAAACAUCUGAUAAGAAUAACAGCCAGCUAACUGAUGGAAGUGGAGAAGCUCCAUCACCCUCACAGCAGAACUCUAAAUCAGAGGACGCCAUAGGCCCAGCAUCUUCCAACAGCAGCUCUGUGCUUCCUGCUAAUGCUCCUACAAUCACUACAUCACCAACCCAGGCUGUCCGGGAAUUGGUGGUGUCGGCAGGCGAGAGUGUGGCGGUCACGCUGCCGCGCAACGAGGUAGAACUCAACGCCUUUGUGGUGCCAGCGCCCCAGCCAGGGACCGACUAUGCAUUUGACUGGCUCUUGAGGACUCACCCCAAAGACUACAGUGGAGAGAUGGAGGGGAAACACAGUGAGACGCUCAAACUCAGCAAGCUGACGGUGGGACUGUAUGAGUUUGAGGUGACCGUGGACGGUGACGGAGCACACGGAGAGGGCUAUGUCAACGUCACAGUCAAACCCGAGCCACGGGUAAACAAGCUCCCCGUCGCUGUGGUUUCCCCAAAGUUCCAGGAGAUAUCCUUGCCAACCAGCUCCACCGUGAUCGACGGCAGCCAGAGCACAGACGAUGACAAGGUGGUGGCGUGGCACUGGGAGGAGGUGAAGGGCCCGCUGAGGGAGGAGAAGGUCUCUGCAGACACCCAACUCCUCACCCUCACCGGCCUGGUCCCAGGGAACUACACAUUCAGUCUGACUGUUACGGACUCGGACGGGGCCCAGAGCUCCACCCAGGCCACGCUGUCGGUCAACAAGGCCGUGGACUACCGGCCGGUGGCCAACGCCGGGCCCAACCAGGUCAUCACGCUCCCGCGCAACGCUGUCACACUACAUGGCAACCAGAGCACGGACGACCGCGAGCCGCUGGCCUACGAGUGGUCGCUCAGCCCCGAGAGCAAGGGCAAGGUGGUGGAGAUGCAGGGCGUCCGGACUCCCGCUCUGCAGCUGUCUGCCAUGCAGGAAGGAGACUACACCUUCCAGCUCACUGUCACAGACACAGCCGGACAGCAGGACACGGCACAGGUCACUGUUAUCGUCCAGCCAGAGAACAAUAAGCCCCCAGUAGCAGACGCCGGUCCAGAGAAGGAGCUGACCCUACCUGUGGACCGCACCACUCUGGACGGCAGCAAGAGCACGGACGACCAGAAUAUCUCCACCUACCACUGGAAACAGAGCAAGGGUCCGGACGGAGUGAAGAUCGAGAACGCCGAUGGCGCCGUUGCCACGGUGACGGGGCUGCAGGUGGGCGAGUACGAGUUCAGUCUGACCGUGACGGACGAGAGGAAGCUGGCGAGCACCGACACAGUCACGGUCAUCGUCCGAGAGGAGUUAGACCAACCCCCAGUAGCCCAUGUCCAGUCCAGCCCGGCCAUCUCUCUGCCCCUGCGGACUGCAGCCCUGGACGGCUCCCACUCCACAGACGACAAGGGUGGAGUCGGCUACUUGUGGACCCGUGACGACAGUAGUCCUGCAGCAGGGGACGUACUGAACAACUCUGACCACCAGGCGGUGCUGUUUCUCACUAACCUGGUGGAGGGAAAGUACAGCUUCACUCUGACUGUGACAGACAGCAAGGGCCAGAGCAGCUCAGACAGAGGGACUGUAGAGGUCAAACCGGACGUGUGGCAGCGUGACCUGGUGGAGCUGGUGCUGGAGGUGUCUGUGUCCCAGGUGUCCCACCGCCAGAGAGACAUGCUGCUCAGACAGGUGGGCGUGCUGCUGGGCGUGCUCGACAGUGACAUCAUCGUACGGGAGGUCAGCGCCUUCAACGAGCACAGUACUCGACUGGUGUUCUUGGUGUCUGGGGGUCCGGGUCGCCCCCCACUGUCCGGUCACAGUGUGGCUCUGGGGCUGCGCAACAAGCUACGCAAACAGAAGAACGACUUCCUCAUCUUCAAGGCACGGCGGGUAGACACAGUCACCUGCCAGCUGAACUGCUCCAGUCACGGGGAUUGCGACUCGUUCACGCGGACCUGUAUCUGCCAACCCUUCUGGAUGGAGAAUUUCAUCAAAGGACAGCUGUGGGACCAAGAGAGCAACUGUGAAUGGAGUGUGCUGUAUGUGACCAUAGCAUCCUUCAUGAUCGUGGUUGCCAUCGCGACCUUUGUCUGGGGAAUAGUGUGUUGUUGCCGCAGGCGUAAGGGUAAAAUGCGCCACAAGAGCAAAAGCCGCUAUAAGAUGCUUAAUGGCGAAGAGCAGGACGGCCUGGAGCUACACCCACCCCGAGCUGGCCGAAUGAAGCCGGCCCCCGCCCCUUCGUCCUCAGCCCUCAUGCGCUCUGACUCAGACUUGGACAGUGACGACGGCCAGGGAGGGGUCCCAUGGACAGACAGGGAACGAGGACACCUCCUCCGACCCCACAACGGCACCCUGGAAAACGGCCAGGGCCCCACCAGGAACAAAAAGCAAAGAGAGGAGCUGCUAUAGCAACAGAGGGUGGUGGAACACCCCUCCCCACCCCUAAUCCCUCACCACCCACUCUCUUUCACUCUUCUCCACCACACAAGCCGGACACCUCUCCACCCAUAGGACACUUAAGACAUAUGGGUCCUGGAGAAUGAGAGAAAACCCUGUUGGGAACAGGGUCAAGCCUCCCACCCACACACCCCCGUAUUUAAACUUCCCUGCGCCCACACUGAGCCAAGAUUAAUUAAAUUAUGUUUAACCUCUGAGAAGGACAGACCAUUUAAAGGAAAGAUUUGUGGGGGGGGGGGGCACUGAGAAACUACCCCUCCACCCCCCAGGAGAAAACGGGAGACUGCUAGUGAAGACUAGCCUGAAUAUUCCUACUCUACUCUGACAGGUUACAAAAUGGUUGACAAGUGACUUGUCUAGAUGAAAACAAAUCUAGAUAUCUGUGCAUGAGAGCGCAGUUGUGAUACGUAUUCAUGUUUGAAUGGUGGUUAGGUCUGCAUGAAUUAUCCAUGUUGUGUGUGCCUGGAAGUGUCUAAAAAUUGAAAUAUGUGCGCUUUUGGUAAUUGUGCCAAAACGUUGUUUCAGUAAAGCGUUGUGUGUUUGACACUUAACCAGCAUUGAGAGUCGAAACUGCUUUUGUUGCUGUCAGCCAUGCUAUUCAGAGGAUCCUGGGAAAUGCUGUUUUUUUCGAAAGCCAUGCCUCAUACUGUAUGAACACACUGGACUACACAACAUUGACGCCCCCACCCCUAUUACUGGGAGAUGAUGAUGAAGACACCAAUGACACAUGGGGAAGAAAGGGGCAAUGCUUCCUACUCACCUCAGAUACUAACGACUGUUCGAACCUGGAAGACCACUUACGGUCUUGUUUGUUUUUAAGAUUUGUUUUGGCUGACCAUUUUGAUCCUGACGCACUUUGUUUUUCACGCUCACCGUGGCUAUGUCUGUCUGCAUCUCCACUACUCUCACAGGCUGCGAACUGAACAAGUGCUGAUCCACACACGUUGAUCAGAUUAGCAAUUUAUUCAGUUCAGCCGUAGAUACAGAGCGGUGGGAUUCUCCAUUGCCCGACACGUACCUCCUCCGAACUCGAGUGGUGUGGUCACUUUGCAUGAAGAUUACUGUGAACCUGACCCUUCAAGUCUGACUUUAGAGAUGCUUUUUUUGGUUGUUGAAUGUUUAAGAGGAAAGCCCCCCCGAUCUAAUCGGAGGAACGCUCUGUGAAAUAAGCAAUCAUUUCUUUACCAAACCUUUCUCAGUGCAAAGUCAUCUCAUGCUAUUCCUCCAAUGCGCUAGUCGAGCACAUUUUUAUGAAAAAUUGGCAGCAUUCUGGGAGUCCACUGUGGCGGCAGAGAGGGCGCAGCCACGAAAUGAAAGGGAUUCUGUGUUCAUUUCAUUGUUAAAUAACAGUCAUUUUAGUGAAGGAUUCUCCUCACUAUGUGACCAGACCAUAUCAAACUGGAUUAUCUGUAAAUUAAAAUCAAAUAUGUUUUA
Molecule: messenger RNA, 5084 nt
Organism: Oncorhynchus nerka (sockeye salmon)
Lineage: Eukaryota; Metazoa; Chordata; Actinopteri; Salmoniformes; Salmonidae
Product: dyslexia-associated protein KIAA0319-like protein
Exons: 22
Coding region: 639-3602 (987 amino acids)
Biological process (GO): homophilic cell-cell adhesion; neuron migration
Cellular component (GO): Golgi apparatus; cytoplasmic vesicle; membrane
Molecular function (GO): calcium ion binding
Source: RefSeq, a predicted model, not a curated record